Molecule: messenger RNA, 308 nt
Organism: Paramecium primaurelia
Lineage: Eukaryota; Ciliophora; Oligohymenophorea; Peniculida; Parameciidae
Source: the annotation of a GenBank genome assembly
CAAAAAAUGUCAAUUUUAAAAGUAACAAUAAAAAAUAAAGGAGUUGAAAUUGCUAAUGAAGAAUAUCAAUAUGAAAAUAUCGUUUAAUUAAUGGAUAAAUUGAAGAAAGCUCAUGGAUAAGUACAGAAUAAGAUAAAAGAAAUAAGUAUUAGAAAUGAGAUUAUUAAAUAGUAGAUACUUUAGGAGCAGAAGGUGUAAAGAAGGUCAAAAAGAAUCCAAAAGAAGAAUAAUAAGAAGAGAAUGAUGAUAAUGGUGAUGAUGGUAAUGAUGGUAAUGAUGGUGAUGAUGGUGAUUAAGACAAUGAAUGA